Messenger RNA from Scomber scombrus (Atlantic mackerel), 1390 nucleotides. It is a transcript of the gene gfod2, whose product is annotated as glucose-fructose oxidoreductase domain containing 2. The record is from RefSeq and is a predicted model, not a curated record. Bases 177 to 1331 code for a protein of 384 amino acids. The transcript is spliced from 3 exons. Lineage: Eukaryota; Metazoa; Chordata; Actinopteri; Scombriformes; Scombridae. Gene Ontology annotation, molecular function: nucleotide binding.
CCCGGAUGAACACUGACCACCGCUGCUGAUGUUGGACUGAUAAAUCCGGUGCAGUGAGCUCUUCCUGAUCCCUGGACGACCCCUGAGGCCUGUACACACAAGUGGAUUGUUGGCAGUUGGGAUGUUAAUGAGGUUGGCCAUGGUUCAGACGUAAGGUUGCGGUGAGUGGCACUGCCAUGUUGCCAGGAGUCGGUGUAUUUGGCACGGGGAGCACAGCCCGGGUGCUGGUCCCAUUGUUGAAAGCUGAAGGCUUUGAAGUUCAUGCACUCUGGGGGCGAAGUGAAGAGGAAGCGGGCUGCUUGGCAAAGGAGCUCGGCAUCCCGUUUCAUACCAGCCGAUCUGAUGACGUCCUGCUGCACCAAGAUGUCGACCUUGUUUGCAUCUAUAUUCCACCCUCAAUGACGCGGCAGAUUGCUGUCAAAGCACUGGGUAUCGGGAAGAAUGUUGUUUGUGAGAAAGCUGCGACUGCUGUGGAUUCGUUCAAGAUGGUGACUGCAGCCAGGUAUUAUCCACAGCUGCUCAGCAUUAUGGGUAAUACCCUGCGCUUCCUGCCAGCUUUUGUCGCAAUGCGCCAGCUGCUGGUGGAGGGAUACGUGGGUGAAGUGCAGGUGUGUGACGUCCGUGUCUACGGCCCCAGCCUCCUGGACCAGUCGUACGGCUGGACGUGUGAGGAGCUGAUGGGAGGAGGCGGUCUGCACACCGUCGGCUCCACCAUCAUUGACCUUUUAAGUUACCUGACAGGGGCACGAGCCAGUCGCGUUCAUGGCUUACUGCGGACCUUUGUACAACAGAAUGGUUUGAUCCGAGGCAUUCGACGAGUCACAAGCGAUGAUUUCUGCUUCUUCCAAAUGUUGAUGGGCGGACCUGGGUCUUCCUCCAGUGGUGUGUGCUGCACUGUGACCCUGAACUUCAACAUGCCGGGGUCGUUUGUGCACGAAGUUAUGGUAGUUGGAUCCACUGGGAGACUGGUUGCCAGGGGGACGGACCUGUAUGGUCAGCGCAACUGUGGUAAAGGUGAGGAGCUGUUGCUAGGGGACAGUGGGUGGGCUGGACCAGAGGUGAAGGACAUGCCCCUGCCUCACCUGCGGGGGCUGAGCUCCAUGGUGAAGGCGCUGAGACAGUCGUUUCAGGCUCACGAGGAGCGCAGGUCAUGGGCGCGAGGACCAGUCGCCAUGGCACCAACGUUUGAGGAUGGCCUGUACGUGCAGACGGUGGUGGAGGCUGUGAAACGGUCCAGCUGCAGCGGAGAGUGGGAGUGUGUCGAGAUCAUGAGCCAAGAGCCCGAUCCAAACCACAACCUGUGUGAGGCUCUGCAGAGAAAUAAGAACUAAACAUAUUUAUAGUGCAGCUACGGCGCAUCUCAGACAAAACUGGGCUCCGAAUGUUUCCC